Molecule: messenger RNA, 1827 nt
Organism: Knipowitschia caucasica
Lineage: Eukaryota; Metazoa; Chordata; Actinopteri; Gobiiformes; Gobiidae
Source: the annotation of a GenBank genome assembly
AUGCAGACGCUCACAUGCAGGCGCUCCACAUGCAGACGCUCACAUGCAGGCACUCCACAUGCAGACGCUCACAUGCAGACGCUCCACAUGCAGACGCUCCACAUGCAGACGCUCCUCAUGCAGACGCUCCACAUGCAGACGCUCCACAUGCAGACGCUCCUCAUGCAGACGCUCCACAUGCAGAGCAGUGGGACAAGCGCGGGACAAGGAGUGAGAGAGCAAGCGACUUUGAGGAGAGAGACAGUUGAUGGUGGUCUGGGGGGCGCUCGCACAGGCCUGGACGGCGCGGCUCCACACACUCGUGCUCAUGGCUGCGGCUCACUGAGGCAUGGCUGCUGCCGCCGAUGCCUCACUACGUUUUACCGCACUGACGCCGGAGGAAGAGGGACACGCCAGGCCAUACGGGACCAGCCCAGGCCAGCCACGGGCCGACCGAGAGCGAGAGAGGGGGAGAGAGAGGGGGAUAAACUCCGGCUUCAUGCUCUGAGUCACAGCGGAGACAAACCCUUCCACUGCUCACAGCCGCUCUGCCCCAAGGCCUUCAGCUCCAAGUACAAGCUCUUCAGGCAUAUGGCCACACACUCACCGCAGAAGUCGCAUCAGUGUACGUUCUGUGAAAAGAUGUUCCACCGCAAAGACCACCUGAAGAACCAUCUGCAGACUCAUGACCCAAACAAAGAAGCCUUCAAGUGUGAGGAGUGUGGAAAGCAUUACAACACCAAGCUGGGCUACAAGAGGCAUGUGGCCAUGCACUCGGCCACCUCCGGAGACCUGACGUGUAAAGUGUGUCUGCAGAGCUACGAGAGCACACCGGUGCUGCUAGAACAUUUGAAGAGCCACUCGGGGAAGUCCUCCGGAGGAGCCAAGGAGAAGAAGCACCCAUGUGACCACUGUGACCGACGCUUCUACACACGCAAAGAUGUGCGGCGUCACAUGGUGGUGCACACGGGCCGAAAGGAUUUCCUGUGUCAGUACUGCGCCCAGCGCUUUGGCCGCAAAGACCACCUGACCCGACACGUGAAGAAGAGCCACUCCCAGGAGCUGCUGAAGAUCAAGAGUGAGCCCCCCGACAUGCUGGGCCUGUUGGCCUCAGCGUCGCCCCCUUGUGCCAUCAAAGAGGAGCUUAGUCCUAUGAUGUGCGCCAUGGGCCAAAGCAAAGACCCUGUGAUGGGGAAGGCCUUCAGCACUGCCCCCUUCUCCAUGUACAACCCCCACCCUCACAUGUCUACCCCCACACACCCCACCCUCAUGCCCAUGGCCAUGGGCUGUCACGAACCCCCACACCACCCACUCUCUCACCACCAUCACCAUCAUCACCACCAUCACCACCACCACCACUCCCCCCCGUCCCCUCCACAACCCCCUCAGCCCAAGUACCCUGUGGGAUCUACCUCAUACCUGCUGGAGAAGCCACUGAAGGUGGAGAUGGAGAGUUUCCUGAUGGAUCUGCAGAGCGGGCUGGGCCCGGUGCCUCUGCCGGAGCCUCACUCUGCUGUGGAGCAUAAAGAGGAGGGCCCUGCUGGUGUAGAGGAGCUGGAGCCUCUGUCCAAGAGCCCCGCGGUGCUUGCAGAGUCUCUGUGUGCUGCUAACAUGGACUUCUCCCACCUGCUGGGCUUCCUGCCUCUGAACCUGCCUCCCUACAACGCCCCCAUGAGCUCAGGAGGGCUGGUGAUGGGCUACACCUCGGCCCCCUCCUCCACCUCUUCUUCUGUGCACGACCCUCACGGCGCUGCGCUUACCUCUGUGCAACAACCACCUCAGGAGCUUACACUGCCCCCAGUGUUCAGCUCCACCACACUGCCACGCUUCCACCAGGCCUUCCAGUGA